Molecule: messenger RNA, 10667 nt
Organism: Cydia amplana
Lineage: Eukaryota; Metazoa; Arthropoda; Insecta; Lepidoptera; Tortricidae
Gene: Ppn
Product: papilin
Exons: 71
Coding region: 138-10541 (3467 amino acids)
Biological process (GO): proteolysis; extracellular matrix organization
Cellular component (GO): extracellular matrix; extracellular region
Molecular function (GO): metalloendopeptidase activity; serine-type endopeptidase inhibitor activity
Source: RefSeq, a predicted model, not a curated record
GCGGUUUUCAGGAGUGGGGAUGCGAGGCUGCGCGAGCGCCGGGUCCAGCCACCACAGUCAGUCUAAAGCGCGCCGGCGCGCAGGGUGUACGAACUGAAAGUGAGUGUGUGUGUGUUUGGCAUGCUGUAAGGGUCAACAUGGGGUGUUUUAGUUUGAGAUCGCUGCUGUUGGCAGCCAUCGUUAUAAGUAAUUGUAUUACAUGGACCGCGUCCAGGCACUCCUACACACACAAUAUAUCCGGCCACCGCAGAAGACACAGGCGACAGGGCGCCGGGCAGUACUUACCAAAUUCAUACGUCAUCCCUGGAGGGGAGGGGAGUGAGAAGGGCUGGGGCCCGUGGGGGAACCCCAGCAACUGCUCGCGGCCCUGCGGCGGCGGUGUUGCCAGCCAGAAGAGGAUAUGCCUCAUAGAAGGGUCUGGCGCGAGCUGCACGGGAGGGGACACGAAGUACUUCUCAUGCAACACGCAAGAUUGCCCCGAGCAGAGCGACUUCCGCGCUGAACAGUGCGCUGAGUUUAACGACAAAUCCUUCAAGGGGACCAAGUACAGUUGGGUACCGUACACGAACGGUCCCCGGCCGUGCGAGCUGAACUGCAUGCCGAAGGGCGAGCGGUUCUACUACCGGCAGGCGCCGAAGGUGACGGACGGCACGAGGUGCAACGACGAGUCCUUCGACGUCUGCGUCGAUGGCUCUUGCCAGCCAGUGGGCUGCGACAUGAUGCUGGGGUCCAACGCUCGUGAAGACAAGUGCCGCGUGUGCCGCGGCAACGGGACCAACUGUCACACCAACGCAGGCCUUAUCGACAACCAAGAUUACACCCAAGGGUACAACGACAUUCUUCUCAUACCCGAAGGAGCAACAAAUAUUAUUAUAGAGGAGAUAGACAAAUCCAACAAUUAUCUUGCUCUCCGAUCAAAGAAGGACAACAAGUACUACCUGAACGGCGACUACCAGAUCAGCUUUCCUCACACGAUGCAGAUCGCCGGCGUGCCGUGGCAUUACGAGCGCAGCGUGCAGGGCUUCGCGGCGCCGGACAAGCUGCGGUGCUUGGGACCCAUCAACGAGCCACUUUAUCUCUCGCUGCUCUUGCAAGAGACAAACGUGGGCAUCAAAUACGAGUACAGCAUCCCUAAGGACCUGGCGCCGCCCACCAACACCACCUACACCUGGACGCAUGAGGAGUUCUCGCCAUGCAGCGUUAGUUGCGGCUCAGGUUUCCAAACCCGCAACGUGACAUGUCGGACUCGCGAUGAGCUGGAAAUCGUGGACGAGAGCCUUUGCGACGCAGGACUCCGACCUAUCGCCAACGAGACCUGCCAACUGGCUGAGUGCAUGCCGGAAUGGGUGCCGAGCCCGUGGGGGCCCUGCUCCAAGCUGUGCGGCUCCGGCGGCUCGCAGUCGCGCUCCGUGCAGUGCCAGAAGAUCAUCUCUAACGGGUACCCAUCGAUAGUGGACGAGAACCAAUGCUUCAGACGGCUGGGUGACAAGCCCGAAGAGCACCAGAAGUGCAACGUCAACGCCUCCUGCCCCACCUGGUUCACUGGACCUUGGAAACCUUGUGACAAGCUGUGUGGCGACGGCAAGCAGACGCGCCAGGUGGUCUGCCACAGGAAGACCAAGGGCCGCGUGGAGGUGCUGGUAGACGAGAGCUGCGAAGACGAGAAGCCUGCCGCGGAGCAGCCCUGCAAUAUCCACCCGUGUGAUGGUAUCGACUGGGUUAUAUCCAACUGGACCGGGUGUGACUCCUGCGUGUCGAAGUACUACACUCGUGAGGCGCUGUGCGUGACGAAGGACCGUCAAGUUGUGGACUCGGAUCUGUGCUCGUACCAUCGCAAGCCGGAGCUGCAGAAACCGUGCGACGAGUCCACGCUGCCUGCUUGCGAGUCGCAGUGGUAUUCCACACAGUGGAGCAACUGUUCCGUAGACUGCGGCGAAGGCGUGAAGACGCGCAAGGUGUUCUGCGGGUUCUUCGACGGCGGCGCCGUGCAGCAGGUGGACGAGGCCAAGUGCGACGCCGACUCCAAGUACAACGACACCACUCCGUGCGAGGUCCCGGCCGACAACUGCCCCGCUAUCUGGUUCGCGGCCAACUGGACUGAGUGCGAUGCCGACUCCAAGUACAACGACACCACUCCGUGCGAGGUCCUGGCCGACAACUGCCCCGCUAUCUGGUUCGCAGCCAACUGGACCGAGGUCUGCCGUCUUAUGGGCUUUACAAGGAGUUGUAAAACCAAGUGCGAUGCCGACUCCAAGUACAACGACACCACUCCGUGCGAGGUCCCGGCCGACAACUGCCCCGCUAUCUGGUUCGCAGCCAACUGGACCGAGUGCACGAAAGAGUGCGACGGCGGCGUGCAGUACCGUAAGGUGAUGUGCCUGAGCGGCGGCAAUGCGUCCAGCUCUUGUCCCGAAGCUGACAUGCCUGACGAAGAGCAAUCCUGCAACCCUGAGCCUUGCAACAUAGACGAACUGUUGUCCGUAUCAUCAACGACUGUGAUGGAUGAUGACGAUUUACCCGACUGCGAAGAGGAAGAGGAAGAGGUUGGCGCAGAACUGCUAACCAGCACCUCGCUCAGUGAUAUGAUGUUCAGUGACGCCUCAUCUACAGCAGAAGGUUCCGGGGCCACUGAAACGGAAUUCGACUUCACCUCUUUCUCAACCGUAACUGGAUCAGAUAUCACUGAAUUAGGCUCUGGCGAAACUGAUUUAACAACGGAGUCUGGAUCUACGGUUACUGGCUCCGAUUUGACAGACGAGACCGGCUCAACAAGUUCGACUGAGACUGGAGAGACCUCAACACCAGGCUCCACAGACACUGGCUCAACAGUCUCGGGCAGUGAUACCACUGGCUCGGGCGAGACUACGGAAACAUCGUCAGGGUCAUCAGGCUCAGACUUGACCGAGGGCUCCACAGUGGCCGGUGAGACCACGACGCCGGGCUCCACGGUGUCAGGAGAGACCACAGUGUCAGGAGAGACCACAGUGUCAGGAUCUACGGACAGCUCUACUGGAGUCUCGAGCAGCGGUGACACCUCUGCCUCGGAAUCUACCUCUGACUCCAGCUCAACGGUGGCCGGCGAAACCACAACAGCCGGCUCCACUGUGGCUGGUGAAAGCACAACUGCUGGGUCAACAGUGUCUGGAGAGACCACAACCCCUGGAUCCACAGUCAGUGGUUCAACUGGAGUCUCAAGCAGUGAUGCUACCAGCUCAAGCGAACCUACUGAAACUACCUCAGAAGAAACUACGCCGACUAGCUCAACUUCUGACUCGACAACGGAUAGCUCAGAGACCACACCUAGCGGAGAGACGACAACACCCGGCGGGGAGACCACUACACCCAGCGGGGAGACCACUACUCCCGGCGGAGAGACCACUACACUUGGUUCAGGAACGACGACCUCUGUGGCAGGAGAAACUACAACGUCUGGCUCUAGCGAGGCUACAUCUGAUGGAUCCACAGUCUCAAGUGAUGGUUCAUCUACUAGCCCUGGGGAUAUCAGUUCCACAACCGAGGGUGGUACUACACUUAGUGGGCCUACCGAAACUGGCGGUUCUAGUGAAACUACUGAAGCUGGCGGCUCUUCGCCCAGUGGAACUACUGAAACUGGCAGCUCUUCGCCAAGUGAAACCACCGAAGUUAGCGGCUCUUCUCCUAGUGGAUCCACCGAAGUUAGCGGCUCCUCGCCUAGUGAAAGUACCGAAACUGGUGGUUCAUCCUUAUCUACAACGGAGGGUGUCUCCGGCUCGACAGACGGAGGCUCGUCGACAACUACCGAAGCUGGUGAGACUACUCCAUCGGGUAGCACAGGAAGCGAAGGUUCCACAGAAUCAGGCGCUACUGAGUCGACUACAGAAACCGGAACCGGAUCUACUGACGGAUCUUCAUAUGGUUCAACUGAUGGAACUACCGAAUCUGAUGAAAGUACACGUUGGGACUUGUCUACUAUACUGUCAACUAAGUCUCCGCGCUGCAGACCGAGGAACAAGCCGGCCAAGUGCGUCUCCAGCAAGUUCGGAUGCUGUCCAGACAAGAAGACACCCGCUGGCGGGCCAUUCGAUGAAGGAUGUCCAAGCCCAACCACUUGCAAGGACACCAAAUAUGGCUGCUGCCCCGACGGCGUGUCUCCCGCUGGAGGCCCACGCAACAGGGACUGCCCCGUGCCCAACUGCGAGGAGACUCUGUACGGAUGCUGCAAGACUGACCACAAGACACCGGCAGAAGGCAACGACCAGGAGGGCUGCCCGCCGGCUUGCAAGUUGUCUAAGUUUGGUUGCUGCGCGGACAAUGAAACCAAAGCCACUGGGCCGCAUAAGGCGGGAUGCCCAGAAACGUCUACAACUACAACAAAGUCUCCCACGGAAGCAACUACGGAAUCGGAUGCAUCAGCAGAAACAGGAUCUACCGAAGAAACGACCACAGAAACGACAACCGAGCCUGUUACCGAAAAAUGCGAAAUCGUCGAUGGCAAGGAAGUGUGCCACCCGUGCAGCACUUCCGAGUUUGGCUGCUGCGACGAUGGCGACACAGCGGCGCACGGACCCAACAAGCUGGGCUGCUGUCUGCUCACGCCGCACGGCUGCUGCCCCGACAACUACCAGCCGGCGACUGGGCCCAAUCUAGAAGGUUGUGACUGCAAGAAUGCACCAUUCGGCUGUUGCCCCGACCAAAGGAGCUACGCCACAGGCCCCAAUAACACCGGCUGUGGCUGCGAACACACUCCGCACGGAUGCUGCCCCGACAGGCACACCGAAGCCACCGGCCCCAACUUCGAAGGCUGCAGCUGCCACACGUACCAGUUCGGCUGCUGCCCCGACGGCAAGACGCCCGCCGUCGGUUUCAAUCUCCAGGGCUGCCGCUGCCAGGAGUCCCAGAACGGCUGCUGCGGCGACGGCGUCACGGCUGCCUCCGGACCCAACCAGGAGGGCUGUGACUGUGCUUCCAGCAAGUAUGGAUGCUGCCCUGAUGGAGUUACAGAGUCGCAGAGCAAGAAUUUCACUGGCUGUGCUGAUGCUCCUGUUAAUAAGCAAGCGGCCUGCGCCCUGCCGUACGAGCAAGGCCCGUGCACCAACUACUCCAUCCAAUGGUUCUACGACACGGACUACGGCGGAUGCUCGCGGUUCCACUACGGCGGCUGCGAGGGCAACGGCAACCGGUUCGCGGACAAAGCCGAGUGCGAGGAUGUGUGCGUCAAGCCUGCUGCUAGAGACGCUUGCCACCUACCCAAGGUGAAGGGCAGCUGCACGAACAACCCAUCCAUCCGGUGGUACUACGACGAUACUUACCAGAGAUGCCUGCAGUUCCACUACGGUGGCUGUCUCGGCAACGCCAACAACUUCGACAAGCAAGAAGAGUGCGAGAAGCAGUGCGCGCCUAAACAUGACGAAGAAGAACAGUGCCAGCUGCCACUCGAAGAAGGCCCAUGCGCCGGCAACUUCAGCCGCUGGGGCUACAACGAGACCACGGGACGCUGCGAAGAGUUCCUGUGGGGAGGCUGCGAGGGCAAUCCUAACAGGUUCAUAUCUGAGGCAGCUUGCAUGCUGAAGUGCAAUCCACCAGGCACAAAGAAACCUGUGUGCGAGCAACCUCAGGAUGCAGGCAACUGCACUGAGAACCUUCCGUACUGGUCCUUCAACCGCGACGAAGAGCGAUGCGUUCCCUUCUAUUACGGUGGCUGUGGAGGCAACGACAACAAAUUUAGCGAUCAGAAGCAGUGCGAUGAAGCUUGCCCUAAGUCAUUUGUGAAAGACAAGUGCACCCUGCCGGCGUCACCCGGAGAAUGCAGGCAGUUCCGCUUGCGCUGGUUCUUUGACACCAAACACCAACAAUGUCGCCAGUUCCCUUACGGUGGAUGCGGUGGCAACGACAACAACUUCGUGUCAGAGGAUCUGUGUAACUCGGAGUGCAACCGGCCCGCCACUCCGCCGCCACCACCGCAACCUGAAGCGACGUGCCUUCAGCCGACCGACGCAGGCGGUUGUUCGGGCCGCGAGGAGCGCUGGACGUACUCCGCCGAGUCUAAAGAGUGUGUGCCGUUCGUGUACACUGGCUGCGGCGGUAACGACAACAAUUUCCCGUCGAAGGAAUACUGCGAGCUCACUUGUCGCCCGCCGCAAGUGUUUCUGUUUGUUCCAGACGUAUGCUCGCUGCCGGCGGACGUGGGUCCGUGCCGUCGUCCGGUCCCGCGCUUCUACUUCAACGCCGCUUCCGGCCGCUGCGAGCCUUUCACCUACGGAGGCUGCGGCGGAAACCAGAACAACUUCGAGAAUAUGCAGGAGUGCGAACAGCGCUGUGCGCCAGCUCCUGUUCCACCUCCGCGUGAUGUUUCACCCGAGUGUCGCGUGGCAUCCCUCGACCAAUGCCGAGGAGUCGGCCGCAUGUGGUACCUGGACCCGGCUAGCGGGCGCUGCGCCCCGCACGACCCGCAGCCCGGCGCGCCCAGCUGCGACCUGCCCGGCAUCUUCAGCUCGCCCGAGGCUUGCGAGCGCGCCUGCGGUGACUUCAGAGAGAUAGGUGACGUGUGCCGGCUCGUGAAGGACGCGGGCCCGUGCAGCGAGCGCCAGCCCAAGUACUACUUCGACUCGGCCACGGGCACGUGUCUGGCGUUCACGUACGGUGGAUGCUUCGGCAGCGCCAACCGGUUCUCCAGCGAGGCCGAGUGCGAGGCCGUCUGCUUGCCUGGAGUGUCCGAUCCGUGCAAGUUGCAGCCCAGCGCAGGCAACUGCAGCGAGCAGAUCGAGAGUUGGUACUACGACGAGGGCCGCGACGAGUGCGGAGAGUUCUACUACACGGGCUGCGGCGGCAACGACAACAGAUUCCCAAGUAAAGAAGAAUGCGAGGGACAGUGCAAGAAGGGCGGAGUGCCGGAACCACCACAGAAUGAACAAUGCCGCACGCCAACCUCACUAGAGCCAUGCGGCGAGCCGAGCAUCGCCUUCUACUACGACUCUGCAGAGGCCCGCUGUGUACCCGCCCCGAUCGGUGGCUGUACCGACAACCCGAACAAAUAUAGCACCGAGGAAGAGUGCCUGAGGAGCUGCGGCGAGUUCAGAGGAUUAGACGUGUGCCGCGCGCCGCUCGACCCGGGCCCGUGCCGCACGUCCACGCAGAAGUACUACUGGAACCUCCGCGAGGGCCGCUGCGAGCCCUACACGUACGGCGGCUGCGGCGGCGGCCCCAACCGCUUCUCCAACCGGCCCGAGUGCGAGGAGGUCUGCGGACAUCUAGCUAUCGACCCGGCGUGCGGGCUGGCGCCGGCGCCGGGCGCGGCGUGCCCGGGCAGCAGCACCGCGGGGCAGCAGCGCUGGCACCACAGCGCGCUGUACGGCGAGUGCCGGCUCUUUGUCUACUACGGCUGCGAGGGCAACGGCAACAACUUCUUGACCAGAGAGGAGUGCGAGCAGCACUGCAGCCCGCCGCCGGCCGGCAACGACCCCAGCGUGAACGAAGUUACCGGGUGCGAGGCUGCACAGGCUGAGUGCGCGGCGCUGUCCUGCGCGUACGGCGUCGACAGGACUAGGGAUCCAUACGGUUGUGAGAGGUGUACCUGCAUACCUCACCCGUGCGAGAACAAGUUGUGCCCCGACGGCCAACGCUGCGUGAUAGUUGUUAACUAUGACGCCACCACAGGCAACACCCAGUAUGUCGGAGACUGCGGAAUAGCGGAGAAACCCGGCACGUGUCCCGCGGAGGAGGCAGCCCCCUCCAGCACGUGCCACGUGGAGUGCAACGACGAUGCUGACUGCCGCGGUGAGCAGAAGUGCUGCAGCAGCGGCUGCAGCCGGCUCUGCCGCGAGCCCGGGAGCGCAGCGCCAGCGCCUGUCGACUGUUCGGCCGAACAGGCUCGAUGCGCGUCGCUGCAGUGCGAGUUAUCAAUGCAAAGAACUCGAUUAACAAACGGCUGCGAGCGCUGCGACUGUGUCAGACCUGAACCCAACUGCCAACCGUUCGUAGACGAGUGCAACGCGCUCAAGUGCAACUAUGGACCGAUCACGAGGACCACUGAUGCCGAUGGAUGCGAGAGGUGUACCUGCAUUGGUCACCCAUGUGAAGGCAAGCAAUGCCCCGAGGGUGAACGCUGCACGGUGACCGCUUCCUACGAUGGCCCGUCCGGCAGUACCCAGUACACCGGUGAUUGCGCGAUAGUGGACAAGCCCGGCACGUGCCCCGCGGAGCAGGGCUCCUCCGGCUCGUGCCACGUGGAGUGCAACGACGACGCGGACUGCCGCGGCGUGCAGAAGUGCUGCAGCAGCGGCUGCAGCCGGCUCUGCCGCGCGCCCGCCGCGCCCGAGAACGCAGUGCAAAUGCCAAGGGAACCACAAGCGCCAGCACCUAACCCAGAAACGGAGCACGAAGUGAGCUCGUCAGAGGGCGGCACCGCGACACUGCGGUGCCUGUUCCACAGCAACCCGCCGCCGAAGAUCACGUGGAGGAAGGGAGAGAUCACGAUCGAUGGCACUCAAGGCCGCUACCGGCUGACAUCCGACGGCGCGCUUCAAAUCGUGUCGCUAUACCGCGACGACUCGGGCGUAUACAUCUGUGUGGCCGAGAACGAACUAGGAACCUCGCAGCAGGAGAUUGAACUGCAUGUUGACGAUAGUAUUCUAAAUUGUCAAACUCCUCCACAGGACAGGCGUUGCCUAGUGUGGAGGUACGUAUAUACAUACCUACUAACGUACUUAAAAAGUUUAUCAUACGUAGUUGACCGGCAGCCGGGUAACCUUUCGCAGUCAACACUCGUUUAUCUAAACACGAUUAGCGAUAUAAGCGACUUCCGAGUUCCCCUAUCGUACAGUCUAGAUACGCAGUUUCAAUACAGUCGACUGGCCAAGCUUGGCUUGUACUUACUUACACGUCUCGCAAAGAUGGUCGCGCGUGGUUGUGUUCUGUUGUUCGUGGUGAGCGCCCUGGCGCACCCCUACCAAGGUCCCGUGGAAGCGCCCGCCGGGAUCGCCGGCGAGUCCGAAUCGGAAGUGAUCGGGGAUAUCGGACAUAGGCUCCGUAUCCGCUGCCUCGCGUACGGGUUUCCUACGCCGUCCAUAGCGUGGUACCACCGGCCGACGGCCACGAUGGUUCCCUACGACAGCGCGCAGUACGAAGCCAGAGGGAACGAGCUGCUGAUCAAGUCGCUGGGGAUCGACACGCUGGGAGAGUACACGUGCCAGGUGUUCAACGGGCUCGGCAGGGCGGUGUCGUGGACGGUGACGGUGCGCGCGGGCCGCGCGGACGCGAGCUGGCCGGACAGCCCGUACCUGGUGCAGCGCGGCGGCGCGGCCCCGGCCCCGGCCCCGGCCCCGCGCACCGAGCCCCCCGCCCCUCCGCAGGAAGAGAGGUCCCCGGUCGUUGAGAUCCCGCCCGUCCCCCCGCAGUACACCGUGCCGGUGCGGACAGCGCUCCGCGCGCCACAGACGGCGCUAGCUACGGGAGGGCGGCUCGAGCUGUCCUGCGAGGUGGACGGCCAUCCUGAGCCUCGCGUCUACUGGACCAAGGACAACGUGCAGCUAGCCGAGAGCGACAGGAUCUACAUCACACCUACGGGAGGGCGGCUCGAGCUGUCCUGCGAGGUGGACGGCCAUCCUGAGCCUCGCGUCUACUGGACCAAGGACAACGUGCAGCUAGCCGAGAGCGACAGGAUCUACAUCACACCUACGGGAGGGCGGCUCGAGCUGUCCUGCGAGGUGGACGGCCAUCCUGAGCCUCGCGUCUACUGGACCAAGGACAACGUGCAGCUAGCCGAGAGCGACAGGAUCUACAUCACACCUACGGGAGGGCGGCUCGAGCUGUCCUGCGAGGUGGACGGCCAUCCUGAACCACGCGUCUACUGGACCAAGGACAACGUGCAGCUAGCCGAGAGCGACAGGAUCUACAUCACACCUACGGGAGGGCGGCUCGAGCUGUCCUGCGAGGUGGACGGCCAUCCUGAACCACGCGUCUACUGGACCAAGGACAACGUGCAGCUAGCCGAGAGCGACAGGAUCUACAUCACACCUACGGGAGGGCGGCUCGAGCUGUCCUGCGAGGUGGACGGCCAUCCUGAGCCUCGCAUCUACUGGACCAAGGACAACGUGCAGCUAGCCGAGAGCGACAGGAUCUACAUCACACGUGAGUCUACUAUGGCGCUAGCUACGGGAGGGCGGCUCGAGCUGUCCUGCGAGGUGGACGGCCACCCUGAGCCUCGCGUCUACUGGACCAAGGACAACGUGCAGCUAGCCGAGAGCGACAGGAUCUACAUCACACCGGCCCGUCUUAGCGUAAGCCGAUUGGUUGAAGAGGACGCUGGUGUGUACGGAUGCCACGCCGACAACGGACACAGCAGCCAUCACUCCGUGGUGCAAAUCAGCGUGCAAAAACUGUACAUCCCCGAGCUGUGCAAGGAUAACCAGUACUUCGCCGACUGCAAGCUAAUUGUGAGAAGCAAGCUAUGCCGCCACGAAUACUACUCCAAAUUCUGCUGCAAGUCGUGUGUGGAGGCAGGCGCGCUGGACCCUCAGACCCUGGAGUUCCAGGGAGACUCAGCAUUUACAUACAAGAAGAAGUAAACCUGUUAUGUAACCUAUAAACGCCCGUGGAUGCUUACCUUAACUUCCACCGUGUGUAGCGGGCUUUAAAUGGUCGCGUUGAUCCAUAGACAAACCGUCACUCUCAAAAUAGACUUCCUUAAUUUU